AUGACAGCAGCCUUACCAAUCAUCGAUUUGCAGUCGUUCGACUCGGCAGAGGACCUGGCGGUGGAGCUGAUGCGCGUUGGCAGGGACCCCGGCUUCUUUUAUGUCGUUGGACACGAACUGGGCGACCAUGUGGCUGCAGGAAUGUUUGCUCUCGCCGAGGCCUUCUUCAACACACCCCUGAAGGACAAAUUGGCAUACGCAAAUGGUAGUGGCGAUCUGGUCAGUCUACAGACUUUGUAA
Messenger RNA from Colletotrichum spaethianum, 240 nucleotides. RefSeq names its product putative 2-oxoglutarate-dependent dioxygenase DIN11. The record is from RefSeq and is a predicted model, not a curated record. The transcript has a single exon. Lineage: Eukaryota; Fungi; Ascomycota; Sordariomycetes; Glomerellales; Glomerellaceae. The coding region runs from base 1 to 240 and encodes 79 amino acids.